ACCCCCACCCCCGACCCCCUCCCUCCACCCGCCCCUCCUAUAGCUGGAGCCAUGCAGUCGUUCAGCAGAGAGAGGAGCGGUUUCCAUGGCAACCAGCCCUGCUACCAGCAGGAGCACCAUGAAUUAUCACGCCUGGAGAGCUACCGACAACACCCCCACCACGGACAGACCAGGCAGGUCUACGAGGCGCAUGCGCUGGCCACCGCUACAGGGAUGCCUCCAGCGGGACCAGGAGCCGGGCCUGGACCAGGAAGUGGACCCAUACCUGGACCUAAGGACUGUUACAGCCAGCAGGCAUACCCUGGAUACCCCCAGGGUAAUGGAGGUGGUGUGGGUGGUGGUGUGGGUGGUGGAGGAGGUUCGACGCCUCAUGAUAAGAAGGCUUACAGCGGGGGGAGCCAAGGACCUCCUCCCACUCCCCAGCAUAUGCAGGCGGGUGGCUACAGCAAUCACAUGGGCCCGGGGGGAUACCCGGCCCAGUAUAUGAGUGAGGGCCACCUCCAGCAGUCUAAGUGGGACGACCCAGCUCAGCUAGCUCAGUACGAGCAGGAGAUGGUAGGCAGGAUGGAGCCAGGUCCCCCUGGGUCCUCCCAGUAUCUGGACCAGAACAUGCUGGCUCACUCCCAGAGCCAGUGUCACCAGCCCCACCAGGCCUCUGCUCCGGUCUACACCAGCCCACACCACCAGCCCCAUCCCGCAAACCCAGGCCAGUCCCCGUUGAUGUACCCCCAGAGCCACCUCCACUACCCCCAACAUCCCCCGUCCCCCUCGCCAUCCUCCUCCUCCUACAUGGAGAAGUGCAGCCCAAUGCCCCACUGUUACAAGGGAUAUAGUAUGCCGCCCAGCUCCCAGUACACUAGGCAGAUGGGCAGCCACAGUGGUCUGAAGCAGGGGGGAUACCGCCCGCCACCCCAGAACAGUUACAGCUACCAACAGACUCCCUCCAGGGGUGGCUACGAGCCCCAGCCCCCACUACAAGGCAUUCCCACUCCCCAGGAGACCCACCCCAAAUACCAACACUUCAGCCAGCCCCAGCAGAACUACUGUCUGUCCGAGCUGUCCGUCAGAUCCCCUGAGCAGUACUACCAGACAUGUAGUCCCGCCUCCAGCCACUCCCCUGCACGCUCUGUAGGCCGCUCACCCUCCUACAGCUCCACCCCUUCCCCUUUGAUGACCAAUCCAGAGAGCUUCCAGUACAGCCAGCCACCAAUGACCCCAGGGGCGGCUUCUUCGUCCUCCUCUUCCUCAGCGGGUCUGCAGGACCAGGGCUUGCUGAUGCCGCCGCGCUCCCACCCGUCCUCGUCCCCCAAUGUGGCACACCCAACCCCGCAGCACAGCUACACACAGGGGGUUUCCAUGAAGGAGCGCUUCUCUGAGAAGCUGCUUGCCAACCCCAGCCUGUGGAGCCUGAAUGCCCUCACCUCUCAGGUGGAGAACAUCUCCAACAAUGUGCAGCAGCUGCUGCUCUCCGAGGCCAUGGUCGCCAACAAGAAGGGGGCCAAGCGCAGCAGCAUUGGGAGCAGUGGAGGCAGCUCCUCCAAGAAGGAAGAGGUUUACAAAGGAGUGCCAGGAGGCCCUGAGGGUCAGCAUGGUGGGGGUCCCAUGCAGGACCCCUACAGCACCAACCAGCACCAGCUCGUCCCCAUGGAGAUGCAGGAGGGGGGGUACUCCAGUAGUUCUGACGAGCAGCUGGAGAGGGGGUACUACUACUGCGGCCAGGGCAGGAGCCCAGCUCAGGCCCCCAACAACACACACUUGGGCCUGGACACGGCCUCAUCCUGCUCCAUGACCUCUCCGGAUGACAUGUCCACCCGGUCUGGUGACUCUGUGUCCGGCCUGCAGAGCGUGGCUUCCAGGGACAACAUGACCCCUGACCCCAGGUCACAGGGGGGACACGAACCCCGACAAACCCCCAUGAAGAUCGUGGGGGAUGAGAGGUCCCCCGUGAGUGUGACGAUUCCCAGCCCCAUGAAGCAGGAGAGCCAGUCCCCUCCAGACAUCCAACGUCUUGGCUUGCCACUGAAGGAAAACUUUGAGGAGUUGGCCUGGACAGAGAAAAUAGCAGACUACGAGGAUGAUGGCGUGAAAAAGACCUCCGACAGCGAGAGUGACCUCAGAGGCAGCGAUAAUGUCACAGAUACCUCUGAGAAGCGGGAGAAAUGGCCAGAGGACGAGAAAGGCCCAGCGCUGUAUAGCAAGAUCAACAAAGCAGUGACCGAGGGAAAGAGCUACUGCUACGACGAGAACAUGUACCACAAGAUACAAAACAAAUAUGACCAAGGCAAAGGGGACUCGGCGGAUAAGUCCCCAAGCCUCUCAGACUCCAGCCACAAGGGAGACCUGGGCCAGGAGAUGAAAUCGGAGGCCUUCAAAUCCGAAUCUCCCACUGACUCUGAGAGCUCAGUGAAGACAUCCCCCUAUAUUUCCAGGGGUGACCUUGACCAAGAUCAAUAUUUAACAGAGAAGGAAGACAGCUCGGAGAACACAUCCCCUACCCCGCGGGGCGAGGCUUUGGACCAGAGGCUCUCUGCCUCAGAGAAGAGAGAGAGCAGAGAAGAAGAGGGGGAGGAUGAGGAGGGGGAGGAGGAGAGAAACCAGAAGUCCAUAUCUUCUCCUCUGUCUGCUGAGGAGAGAGAGGGAGAAGAGAGUGAGAGCCUGCCAUCAACUGAGAAGGACCUCAACAAUAGAACGAGCCCACAGGAGGAGCCUUUUGGGGAACUGUGCAGCAGAACAGAAGGCCAGAGCCUGGCUGAGCCUCAGCCUUACAGUAACACAGAGUCUGCAGAGACAGAACGCCAAGCAGCACAACCGGAUGCAACAGCAGCAGCAGCAGAAUCCCCAGAAAGUGGGUCAGCCAUUUGUGACACUCCACCCCAGUCUCACUCAGCCAUGAUGGUUUUCUCAGCUCUCAGCGAGAUAGCAACACCUCCAGCUCCGUCUCACACCAGGGACCAUAUUGAUCACAGCGAUUCCAACGUGCUGGAGCCUGACUCCCCUCAGCUGCCGGGGAAGUCCAUACUGCACUCAGCGCCCUCCUGGGCCAACACCCCACCAUCGCCAAAGAAAGGUGAUGAGGACAUGGAGCCAGGCAUCAGCUGCCCAAGCGCUGUGACCCCCUCAGCCAAGCCAGAACCCGUGGCCCCAUCUGCACACCCGCAGGCUUUCGGCCGGAAGCACGGCCGAGGCAGGAGGAGACUGAUGCACUCAGGUGUGGAAUUCAGGAGACAGCUGAGUGUGGAGAGAGAGGGGGAGAGUGCCCCCUCGCCACCGCAGAAACCCUGCAUGCCCUCCAGCAAGAGUGCUCUGUUCUCUGAUCAGCUAGACAUGUCCGCUCACCAGGACAUAAUCACAACGAGCGAGACACCCAAACUGCUUGUUGAGGGAUCCCGCUCCAGAAUGUGCACUCGCUCAUUCAACGCGCAGGACACUCCUCCUAAGGAUCCCCAGCCCCCUGAAAGACGGAAACCAGGGCGGAAACCAGGUUCGAAACCAGGCCCAAAACCAGGCCCGAAGUCAGGGUUAAAACCAGGGCCUAAACCAGGACCAAAACAAGGUUCAAAGCCAAGUCUAAAACCAGGACCAAAACCAGGUUUGAAACCCGAUUCGAAGCCCAGCCCAAAACCAGGUUUAAAACCUGGGCCUAAACCAGGCCCAAAAACAGUUCUAAAACCAGGGCCUAAAACGGGUCCAAAACCAGGACCAAAACCUGGUCCAAAACCAACUGAAGGAGCACCCCGUGGUCGUCCCAGGGGUACGGGCUCUAAGUCGAAGUUGGCAGAACAGGAAGGUCCCAUUCAACCCAUAACAGGGGGUCCAGGAAGAGGCCAGAAGAGCUUGAGCAUCAACAGUCAGCAAGGUGAUGGGAAACAGGAAGUGAAAGCUCCAGGCAAGGACGGAAAGAACAUGGUCCUGAGAUCCAGAAAGCCCCCCCAGGAUAAGCUUCCAAAGGAAAAAGAGAAGGCGCAAUCUGAGGGAAUCCUGACUCAAACCCUGACAGGUAUAACAAAGCCCAAUGCAGUGUCACAAAAUGAGGAACGUAUGAGCAUAGAGCCAGCCAUCCCUGUCUUUCCUAACCAGACAGACACAAGUAUAACAGACACCAGUGUAACAGACUCCAGUAAACCAGACACCAGUGUAACAGACACCAGUGUAACAGACGUCAGUGUAACAGACACCAGUAAACCAGACACCAGUGUAACAGACACUAGUAAACCAGACACCAGUGUAACAAACACCAGUGUAACAGACGUCAGUGUAACAGACACCAGUAAACCAGACACCAGUGUAACAGACACCAGUGUAAAAGACACCAGUGUAACAGACACCAGAGUAACAGACCCCAGUAAAACCAACACCAGUAUAACAGACACCAGUAAACCAGACACCAGUGUAACAGACACCAGUAAACCAGACACCAGUAAAACCGACACCAGUGAAACCGACACCAUUGCAACAGACGUCAGUGUAACAGACACCAGAGUAACAGACACUAGUGUAUCAGAUCCCAAUGUAACAGAGACCAGUGUAACAGACACCAGUGUAACAGACACCAGUGUAACAGACACCAGCAUAAAAGACAACAGUGUAACAGAUACCAGUGUAACAGACAUUAGUAUACCUGUCGCUCCACCUGAGAAACCUAAAGAACCGGCUGUAGCUGUACCUCUUGAAACUGCACCUGUACCUCCACUCAAAAGAAAACCCAGUCCUCUGCCUCUAGAGCCUCCGGUGAAGAAAAAGCGAGGUCCAAAACCAAAACCAAAACCACAACAGCCCCAGCCUGAAACUCCCCAUUCUGACCAGGCCAACCAGCCUCCAUUAGUCAAACCCAAGGAGAUGGGUGUCCGAGGGCCCAAGAGAAGGCUAAAGAGAGGCAGACACAUCAAGGCCUCUCUGAUCACUGUGCUGACCAAAGAUAACCCUCCUCCCACGAUGGCUGACGGUGAUGUGGUUAGUGAAAUGCCCAGUAUCCCUUCUCAGUGUCCCACUAAAACCAAGUACCUCCCCCCGCGCAAAGGCAGGGGUCUGAAAUACGAGGCCAUGGUUCAGAAAAUAAACUCGGGCACCGGUUCGAAGAAACACCCGCCAACACCACAGCCCGAGAGCACAGAGGCGACAGUAGAUGAAGUGACGUCAAAGCCUGUGUCGCUGCCCGUCUCGGAGGAGAGCGAGGCCCCAGUGGCGGCGGUGAGCGCCCCUGAUGUGUCACGGGAGGAGUUAGCAAGGGACGUGGGGAGCUCCACGGGGGCCCAGAACACAGAACAGGAGAGAAGGGUGCAGCAGAACACCGGGGAGGGGGUGCAGCCGGAGCCACUCCCAUCAGGGGUGCCAGACGCUGCAGCGGCGAGCGGCGCCAACAAACCCACCAGGACCAAGAGGAGGAAAUGGGCCAUGGUAGAGAGCACGGACGCCACGGUGGUCGCCAUGGAGACGGGGAGCCUGAUCAUCAACACUCCGCGGCUGGCCAAGCAGAGGGCCAUCAAGAACAACCACGAGAUGCACCUGAAACAGAGGAGGAGGAAGAGGAAAGGAGGACAGCCUUCAGAGGGGCCUGUGGCUGACGAGGAGGUAGAGACAACAACAGCAGAACAGCAGACAGAGACACCCACUGACACAGCGUUAACAACAACGCCUGCUCUACCAGCCGGCCCAGGUGAGAUCACAGACAGCCCGCAGGUGAUCGCCACAGAAAUGAUCCAGCCGCCUCCCUCCAAACGAGGGAGGAAGCCCUCUUCAUCCCCCUCCAAAAAGAGAGGGAGAGCACCAGGUGAACAGCAGAGCAGCAAACCUCUGAGGGUUCACAAAAAACCUGGUCCUAAAAAGGGAAUCAAAGACGCCAUGGAGGUGAUUGAAGCGGUGGUAAAGGCUGCAGGGAGGGAGGCCAGACUCAAGAAGAAGAAAUGGAAAAAGGAAAGCCCUGCAGUGUCAGAGGAAAAGCAGCCAGAGCCCUCUCUCAAACAGGUACUGAGUAAGACUCCUAAAAGCAGAAUCAAACACUCCUUCUGUCCAUAUGUGCGUAUGGACAGCUCCAGAGACUUCACCUCUCUCUGUACCAUCGUCAACAGGCGUGAUGAAGAGCUGAAGAUGGUGCUUCAGAAGCCCUGGAAAAAGAGCCCGGACAAAAUUAAAAACCCAGUCACAGUUGCCAAGGCGAUACCCAGCUCCUCAGCUAUGCUCCAGGGGCCCUUGGUUAACAAAACGUUAAUUGACAGGUGUCUAACGUGUUGCCUGUGUGGAAAGCCAGCAAAUUACCGUGAGCUGGGGGAUUUGUGUGGGCCCUACUUCCCAGAGGAUAGCAUCCCCCGCAAAAUCCUGUCAGCAAGACAUAUAGAAACCCCGAGGGAAAACGGAGAGAAAAUAAGCUCCAACAGUAGCAUCAGGGAACCAAGCAGCAGCACCCCAACAAGCGAAGGAGACCCCGGCUUCAAAAAGGAAGUUAGUAAAAAGGUGGAUAUGGAGACAGUCACAAAGCAGGGCAGUAGUAGUAGUGGUGGGAGUCACCAUCUUCAGCCCCACCCCCACCAUUGGCGCCCCAGGAGGGCAGAGAGGGCACCGGCGGAGGGCGGAAGCACGCACCGGCCCACCCUACGGGAUCGGUUCAGGAGGAUGCAGAAGCUCCAGGGGGAGAGGAGGGCUGCGGAGGCCACAGCUGGUGGUCAGGAAGGGGGCAAUGGAGGAGGAGGCCUCCUCCAGAGACUGCAGGGGGAGGCUGAGGCUAAGGAACACUGGGCCCAUGAGAACUGUGCUAUCUGGACCAAUGGGAUCAUCAUGGUGGCAGGGAGGCUGUACGGCCUGAAAGAGGCUGUUCACACCUCCACAGAAACGAGCUGUUCCAAGUGCCAGAGAGUGGGCGCGUCCAUCAGCUGCUGCUGGAAAGGAUGCCCUCACAAAUACCACUACAUCUGCGCCAAGGAGAUAGGCUGCAUGUUCCAAGACGACAACUUUUCACUGAAAUGUCCGAAACACGAGACUGACAGACAAGGGCUUUGUAAAAUAGAGCACUACCCAGCCCCAGUGAGCAUCACCUAUGCAGUAAGACAGAGAGACAGACAGAUAGGACAUCCCUCCACCCAAACCUGAUGAUGAUGAGUCAUGAUGAGACGUCAUGACGGACAGACGCAUCAGCCAAUGGGGACGGCUGGGGAUCCUCUGAGGCACCACCAAUGGCAGCAAUACAGACACAAGACAGCAGGUCCCUCAGAGCAACCCCCGUAACCCCUGGCAACGGCACUGCUUUAUCUCAGCCACCCCUGAUAACCAGACAGAGAGACAGAGAGACAGAGAGAGGGACUGCAUUGUCUGUCUGACAGACAGUCUCCUUCACGGACAGACGGACUGCGGUGUUUUGAGAGAGUCUUUCACAGCCCUGUCUGUCUGUGUCUGGAGUCUAGACACCUGGCAGCCAUGGUUACUUAGAGACCACCCCUCCAGAGAGAGAGGGGGAGAGAGAGGGGGAGAGACAGGGAGCUGUUUUAAAUUCAUGCUGCACUGUUCUGCCUCCGGAACGGUCGCUAUCAUUUUUGGACACCUGGUGGAUUGCGAUUGGCCAGAAUAGGCCCCCUCCGGCUAUGCUGUCCGAGUUCCAGGUCGCGGUGUGUGUAUGACAUCAACUGUGUGUGUGUGACAUGGACUGUGUGUGUGUGUGCUUGUACAAGGAAGGGAACGAGCGUGUUCCAAUUCAAGAUGUCAUGCGUCAAAAGAAGCCGCCCCUCCCCUGGAUGUAUCUCAAUGUGCGCUUAAGUGUUAUAAAAAUGUACAUUGCGUGUUUUAACAGAUUCUAAAUAUGAUUCUGAUAUUGACAGAAAGAACAAAUGACUGAAUAUAACGCUCUUCUUCCGGUAUGUAUUUUGAUGUGCAUAUUGCGGCUAUACGACACCAUUGAGUCAGCGUUGGUAUCUGUCCCGCUUUGUGUUCAAUUAAACAUUUUUAUAAAAAUAAAGCUUUCAAUAUUCACACUAGCGUACUACUUUAGAAUGCAUGCCUUAUACAUUGCUUCAUUCUAAGUGGGUAGUGUGCUAAUUUGGAUAUUGGGGGGCAAAACUCUGGAGGUCACCGAGUCGAAGGUCAGACGUGUGCUCAUACAACAUGAUGUACAGUAGACGCCACAUCAUCACCAUAAAGGUUAAAGGUCAGGGCUUAGGGCCCGGCCGGCAUCAUCUCACACGUCAUGUCAUCUCAUCACAGUUCUUCAUCAAUAUCUCUGUCCAUCCUCUCCAUCACCAAAGGCUGCUGUCUCCAUAAAAAUGAACAAGUAUUCGACUCCAAUAGAUUCUUAGUCCUACACGACUUGAGUUCUCAGCACCAUAGAGCUGAAUCAACCGUACAGAGACUCAAAUAUGUCAUAAUAUGGACACCGUACAGUAACACAGUCCUCCCCAUUAAAUGGGGAACCGUGACUGUUGUACGGUGUCCGUAUUCGGACUGUUUCAGUUUUCUGACUCCACAUCAAGUGUGUCUCUCUCAUUCCUUUCUCUGUACGUGGCACUCACAGUAGCGUAGGCUGUUCCCCUUACUGCAGCAUUCUCACACACACAGACAGCCUCUUUAGGGUGUGGUGUACAGUACUUCAGUACUACUUUAGGGUGUAGUGGACAGUACUUCAGUACUACUUUAGGGUGUAGUGUACAGUACUUCAGUACUUCAUAUCAGUGGACACAUACAGUAUUAGGGUGUACAGUACAGACAAGACCACAAACCUCUUCUUCUUCUGAUUCUUGAUUAUGAUGCUCUCAUUAUUUAACGGUGUAUAUAAGUAUUUGACGCUGUUUAAAUGUAAGAUGUGAUGUACUAAUAUAAUUGUGUAUAGUAUUUCCUAGAGAUGUUUAUUUUCUAUAAAAUGAAUAUGUUAUUGCUUAUAAAAUGUUAUUAAAGAAUCCAUUCAGAAAAGAGACGUUUGGGAAUGUCCCUCGUUCUAAGUUGAGCAUGCAGUGUUUUUCAUUGUUCAUGUCUUCACUGUUUGAAUCGAUGACACUACAGCAUCAAUUUGUGUGAACUGUUUUUGUAACGCCAAUGUCAAAUAUACCAGCACCUUUCAACGCUGCCCAGACCAAG
Molecule: messenger RNA, 9051 nt
Organism: Oncorhynchus tshawytscha (Chinook salmon)
Lineage: Eukaryota; Metazoa; Chordata; Actinopteri; Salmoniformes; Salmonidae
Product: retinoic acid-induced protein 1
Exons: 5
Coding region: 52-7080 (2342 amino acids)
Biological process (GO): regulation of transcription by RNA polymerase II; circadian regulation of gene expression
Cellular component (GO): nucleus
Source: RefSeq, a predicted model, not a curated record